AUGGCCGACAAGCAAGGCACCCCCCAGCGGCGACUCCAGAGGCCUGCCAUAUUUGUCUGCGAUCUUCAGGACAAAUUCCGCAACGCCAUUUGGAACUUUGACAAGGUCGUCUUGACUUCACAGAAGGUCCUGCGGGCAGCCGAGGUUCUCCAGAUCCCCACAUUUGUCACUACUCAAAACAGGGCGAGGCUGGGCGAAACGGUGUCUGAGCUGAAGCCUUUGCUGGAGAAAGCCACUGCCGAUGUCGACAAGACCUACUUCAGCAUGUGGGUGCCGGAAAUCAGCAAGCACUUCCAGGCAUCGGCGCCGUCAGAAGUGGUGAUUGUGGGUAUCGAAAGCCACAUCUGCGUGACCCAGACCACAUUGGACCUCCUGGCAAAUGGACACAAAGUCUACGUGCUGGCCGAUGGCGUGAGCAGCUGCAACAAGGAGGAGAUACCCAUUGCGCUAGACCGACUGAGAAGGGAGGGCGCCGUGGUCACAACGAGUGAGAGUUGGCUGUACGAGUGCGUAGGAGAUGCCGGCAUCAGUGAGUUCAGGGACAUUGUCAAGCUGGUCAAGGAUACAAGCAGUGACACGAAGACGGCCCUGGGGGCGUUGUUGAGUAAGAUCUAG
Molecule: messenger RNA, 615 nt
Organism: Neoarthrinium moseri
Lineage: Eukaryota; Fungi; Ascomycota; Sordariomycetes; Amphisphaeriales; Apiosporaceae
Exons: 4
Coding region: 1-615 (204 amino acids)
Source: RefSeq, a predicted model, not a curated record